Messenger RNA from Coregonus sp. 'balchen', 4137 nucleotides. The record is from the annotation of a GenBank genome assembly. NCBI's taxonomy places the organism in Eukaryota, Metazoa, Chordata, Actinopteri, Salmoniformes, Salmonidae.
AUGGCUGAGAAGGAAGCAGAGGGGAUUAUAGCUACAGACCCCAGCGACAAUGAUGAUAGAAAAUGUGUUAUUAUACGGAAGCUUCUGAAGUUCAACCCUAAAGAAGUGUUUACAUGGUGAGUCUGUGGGGGGAGAAAACUCAUCUCUAAAGAGAGAGAGAUGUUAUAUCAGUGAUGAUCUGGAUCCCAUAUGGCACCCUAUCCUUUAUAUAGUGCACUACUUUUAACCAGCUCCCUAUGGGCUCUGAUCGAAAGUAGAGCACUAUAUAGGGAAUAUGGUGCCAUUUGGGACACAUAGUGACAUAGUGGAGAUGUCCAAAAAUGUGUCCACUGUCCAGUAGCCUAGUCUGAGUUGUGUAUGUCCCUGGCAGCUAGCAUACAGUAGCUUGGACUGAGUUGUGUUGAAACCCUAAUGAAGGAUAUAGGGCCGAAACAUGUUGGUUUUACCAAUAAAGACGCAGCUUUGUCAACGUCCACUGUCUUCCAAGAGUUGCUGAAUUUCCUCUUCACUUAUGCUUUGUCCUAACAGGCAGCUGGUGAAGACAGUAGCCAUGGGUCAGGGUUUGGCUGCUCUCAUCUGCGGCACAGCAGUAACAUCCCAGUACCUGGCUUCAGACUACCACGUGGAUGCGCCCAUGCUCCAGAGCUUUAUAAGCUACACACUGCUCUGCCUCACCUACACCACCGCUCUGCUGUUCAGAACAGGUACACACACACACACACACACACAAAUAUGCUGCUUUGAAGAACAGGCAGUCUCUCUCUCUCUCUCUCAAACACACACACACACACCCACACACCACCCCAGGGCGCUCCUCGUCAGAAUAGUACAGUUGUCAACUCUAUAAAAUGUUAUAAUUGUGUAGCAGUGCAAUAACCUCCAGGCUACCCCCCUCUCCUAACGUACUGUAGGGGAUGGCAAUAUGUUUCCGAUUUUGAAGAAGAGGUGGUGGAAGUAUCUCCUACUAGGCUUGGUGGACGUCGAGGCUAACUACACAGUGGUUAAAGCUUACCAGUACACUACACUCACCAGUAUACAGGUCAGAACUACGAGAGGGUGUGUGUGUGUAUGUCUGUCUGUAUGUAUGUUUUUGUGUGUGUGCGAGCUUGCGUGCAUGUGUGUAUGUGUGUGUGCUGAGUUAUGUCCAUGUAUGUGACGAUUCUGGUGUGUCUCACAGCUGCUGGACUGUAUUGUGAUCCCUGUGUUGAUGAUACUGUCCUGCUGGUUCCUGAAUACGUGCUACAGACCCAUCCACUACGUCUCUGUGUGUGUCUGUCUGCUGGGGGUGGGGGCCAUGGUGGGAGCUGAUCUACUGGCUGGACGAGACCUAGGAUCCAGUAAGAACCCACUCCAUUCAUUCAUUCAUUCAUUCAAUCUCUCAGUUCAUAUCAUAAUAAACAGUAACAUCUCUUUCCUCAUCCUCCUCUCCUCCCUCUCUCCUAGCCUCAGACGUUCUGCUAGGUGAUGGCUUGGUCCUGCUCAGUGCCAGUCUAUAUGCUGUGUCUAACGUUGUGUCAGGAGUACACCGUCAAACACCUCAGCAGAGUGGAGUUCCUAGGCAUGGUCGGCCUUUUCGGCACACUCAUCAGUGGCAUACAGCUGUAAGUGUGUGUGUUUACGUGUGUGCGUGCGCGUGUAUCUGCGUGUGGAUGUGUGUUGUGUGUGCAUGUUCAGGAGAAGGUAGUAGAACGGGAAUGUAGUUGAUUUGAGUGGUCUGCUGUGCUGCUACAGGGGUGUUCUGGAGCAUAACAACGUGGCAAACAUCCAAUGGGACUGGAGAAUCGGUUAGUACCACAUAAAACUAAAUAUAUAGAUAGCUGCCAAAAUCAAGGAAACGCUUGAGUAAAUUAGGGAUUCAAAGUAAAUUGAAAGCAGGUGCUUCCACACGUGUGGCUCCUAAGUUAAUUAAGCAAUUAACUUUCCAUCAUGCUUAGGGUCAUGUAUAAAAAUGCCCAGUUGCCCAUUGUUUUGGCUACCAUGACUAGAAGAAGAGAUUUCAGUGACUUUGAGAGAGGGUUCUCAAAGGUGCAUAGGAGGUUUAAAGGGUGUGGAUGUCUCUUAUGGGAGAUUCUGGAACGGCACCUAACACAGCGUUUUCCACCACCAUCACCAAAACACCAAAUGAUGGAAUUUCUCAUGGAAGAAUGGUGUCGCAUCCCUCCAAUAUAGGUCCAGACACUUGUAUAAUAUAUGCUAAGGUGCACUGAAGCUAUUGUGGCAGCUCAUGGUGGCCCAACGUCCUAUUAAGACACUUUAUGUUGGUGUUUCCUUUAUUUUGGCAGUUACCUGUAUAUUUGUUGAUAUCUUUGUAUGAUUUUUUUAUUGAACAGAUAGGACAGUGUGGAAGAAGGAAAGUAAGGAAAGGGUUUGUUACAAAGUAGCUGUGGGUCCGGGAUUCGGUAGUGUUAACCACUAGACCACCCCAGGCCACCGGUUAUUACCUCUCUCUUAGGGUUACAGAAGUGGUGGUGGCAAGGUUACAGAGAGUACAGAAUGGAUGCUGUGUCAGCUUGCAGAAGUACAGUUUCCACAUACAGCUGUUUGCUGCUCUAUAUCUUGUGUUUUAUGGGAGCUGCAACAGUUGAUCUUCCUUGUUAAUAAUACUUUCUGCCCUGUAUAAUGAUUGUAUGUGUUUUCUGUUCAGGCCUAUUGUUCUCUGACUACACCCAGUACAGCUGUAUGUAUGACUAGAGAGAGUAGAAGAGAUCAGUACUUUGUUGAUUCCAACUUGGGAAAUUGUUUGAUCACCACAAGCAUCAUCAACGAUUACAAAAGACAAGACAAGGAUCAAUAAUAUUCAGAUAUGAACACAUAAUAAAAUAUUAAAAAGACAGAUGCACCUUAGGAGCGAUAAGAAAAAAACAUUAGAAAUGCUGUUGUCUGUCAUACUCUGGGAAAACAAGCAACAACAAUGCAUAGUAUAGUAUGUUCAUUUUAUCAUGUAUAAUUCUCCUCUCCCCAGGCCUGCUGUUUUCUGGCUAUGCCCUGUGUAUGUACACCCUCUACAGCUGUAUGCCCAUAGUGGUCAAGAAGACCAGUGCUACAGCAGUCAACCUCUCCCUGCUCACUGCAGACCUCCUCAGCCUCUUCUGUGGCCUGUUUCUCUUUCAAUACACGGUUAGUACACACACACACACACACACACACACACACACACACACACACACUGGGGAUAGUAGGUACAGUAGGUUGAGCCAUUUGACAGCUCAGUUACUGAUUGUGUUUCUGAAUAGAUAAAGACAUGAGUUAAUCAAUGAUUUGAUGACUCCAAUGAUGGAUGAUAUAUUAAUUGAUUGCUGCUAUACUAUGUCUGUAAUCUCUGUCAAACUAGUAUAAUCUAAUCUCUGUGAGAUCAAGGAGACAGUAGUGAUAAGAUCAGUCCCCAGAAACAGAGAUAGGAGGAUCCAUCCCACUAGAGCUGUCCUGAUCACAGGACACAUCUGUCCUUAUCUUAAAACAUCUUAGUCCUGAAGAGAAAUCCCCUGGUCACCAUGACCCUGUUCAGUGUGUUGAUGAUUGUUUUUAAUGUGUAAUCUCCUAUGUCCUCAUAUAGCUCAUCUGGUGUGUGAGUGAGUGUGUGUGUGUGUGUGUGUGUGUGUGUGUGUGUGUGUGUGUGUGUGUGUGUGUGUGUGUGUGUGUGUGUGUGUGUGUGUGUGUAGUUCUCAGGUCUGUACAUGGUGUGUCUGGUGGUCAUCCUGGUGGGCUUCGUCUCCUUCAACGCUGUGGCAACGACCCCUGACCCUGCAGACCCCAUCGCCCUCUCCAUGGGCUGGGAGGAGGGCAGCUACGAGAACCCUGAUGACAUCAUCAAAGAAGAAGUGGUGGUGGCGGUCUUGGAAGAGAAGGAGGAUCAGGAAGAGGAAGAGGGUGAACGCCCAUGGGUGUCAUGGAAUCAGAGAACACAGAAUGAGGAGGUACCGGCAGGGGGACAGAGUACCAAGAUGUGAUCUGAUCUACUAGACGAGCACUUCCCAACAGUCUAUAGCUGUUAAUCUCCUUGUCUCCUUUCUUUAAUUUGUACCAUUCUAACAGAUCUACAGAUUCACAGGUGUAUAUAUGUACAGUAUAGGUGUUUGUAUUAGUUGUAAUAUUUGUCCACUAGUUGACUUGGCAGGAAGAAUAAUAAAUACAUGUUUU